Messenger RNA from Rhizophagus irregularis DAOM 181602=DAOM 197198, 579 nucleotides. RefSeq lists its product as uncharacterized. Gene Ontology annotation, biological process: protein phosphorylation. NCBI's taxonomy places the organism in Eukaryota, Fungi, Glomeromycota, Glomeromycetes, Glomerales, Glomeraceae. The record is from RefSeq and is a predicted model, not a curated record. Gene Ontology annotation, molecular function: protein serine/threonine kinase activity; ATP binding.
AUGGAAUACGCACAGAGGGAUAACUUACGGAGCUUUCUUGAAAAUGCAAAACCUUCUGAGCUCUCCUGGGAAGCGAAAACAUACUUAUUAUGGGAUAUCAUAAGAGGUCUAAAGGUAAUACAUAAAGUAGGUUACGUUCACAAAGAUCUGCAUAGCAAAAAUAUUUUGUGUUUCGAAAGAGCCGGUACCUUAACAGCAAAAAUUACAGAUUUAGGGCUUUCGUCGCAACCUGGUACUUUCAAACCUCAGGGGAUUAUACCGUUUAUGGCGCCGGAAUACCUAAACAGCUGUUUGUAUACUACCUCAAGCGAUAUAUACAGCUUUGGAAUCAUCAUGGCAGAAUUAUCUAUAGAAAACCCUUUUUUUUGGGAUCAUGAAUAUAACAUCGCUCUUAUAUUAAAAAUUUCUAAUGGAUUGAGACCAGAGUUGGCUUCAAGUACACCUCAGCCCUACGUUAACUUAUGUAAGUUAUGUACUGAUGCUGAUCCUGAGAAAAGACCCACGGCGCAGGAGAUUUAUGAAACACUCACAAACUGGCUAAGCGAUAAGAGUACAUUUAAAAUUAAGGAUAAGAUUUAA